AAAGAAAGUCUUUGUUCAAAUAAAAGCAAAUAGUAGAAGAGGAUGAGCCUGCCAGGGUGCACUCCUGCAGAACGAUGGCAAAUAAAUUAAAAUCAAAACCAAAGAAAAACUCGAAUUCUUUCAGCUUCAAUCUUCUUUUCAGGCUUUUUUGUGGGUGGUUUGGUUUGGAGAAAUGAUGAGUGAGAGUCCUAAGGCCAUUAAUGUCUUUUCAACCCCAACAUCAUCAUCUCGUUUGUCACCUUUGGCUCGUCCCUUCACUGUCAACAACCCUUUCAAUCGCCAUGAAUCUUUUGACCCUUUACUUGACUCUUCUUCUUCUCCUUGCAAUCAUGAUCAACCCUUUCCCUGUUUGAGUUUGGGUAAUCAAGGUCAUCGUGGCUGCUAUGCCUAUCACUCUGAUGCUACUUCUAUUACUGCUUUCCCUUGUGUUGAUGGCCCUGACUUUGAAUUCGACUCUCGUUUUGCAUACUACCAGUUAGAGGAACCUCCACUUCACACCCAUUUCACUUUGUCUACUCAUCAAUCUUCUCAAACCAAUUUCAUUCCUAGUUCCUCAAGCUUUGGUAAUGUGGGCAACAAGGGUGGGCUACAAGGAACUGCUGUACAUCAACAAGGGACUGAAAUUCUUCGCUGCAACCGUCAGGUUGCAAGUGCUGGUUCACUGUCUUCCAAUAACCCGCUUGAACAAGGUACUACUCUUGAAGGAUCAAAACUUGUUAGUGAAACAUCUUUUGUUUUGCGUGGAAAAGGCAGUGUGGUCAUAGGAAAAGAUAAUCAAAUUAGACCAGAAGACAAGGAGAAAAUACAUACUGAAAGCAGUAUUUUUCCACUGGCUAAUUCUGAGGUAAACUUGUUGAUGAAAUGUGUGACAAAACCAUUUUCAAUAUCAUCGGAUUUGCCCUUUCCUCCUAGACCUCAAGAUACUCAAAGUCAACUUUUAUACUCAGCGGAAUCAAUUGCUUGUAGUCUUUUUGGUUCAACUAUUUUUCCCUAUGAGAGUUGCUUUCCACAUCUUGGCUCUUGUCAUGCUGAAACUCUGGUUUCACAUGCACCAGAAUGUUUUUCUUAUUCAGCUCAAAUUUGCAAACCAUCAAGUGCUGGUUCCAAUCCUCCAAUUGUUAAUCCUGUUCCAUUAGUGAAUGUGGCAUCUGGUGGCAGUGAUGCUGUCAGCAGCAGGGAUUCUUAUUUUGACUAUGUUCUGCCUGGCAUGAUGGAUACUUCUACAGUGCAUAAUCCUGUGGACAAGGUGGCUUGCCAUGACCAAGUCAUAAUUGAAAAAGGUGAAAAAGGAAAGAUUGUUGAACCCUUCCACGAUGAGACUAAUAAUCCCUCUAUAAGAGCAAAAUCCAAGCUUCGAAUUGCUUGUCCUAAUGUUCCUCAAGACUUAACUCUGGAACAACAUGGUGCUAAACCAGGUAUACCUGAUGAUAAAUCUUCCACCAGCCAUGGUGAUUCUGAUGUGGAUUCACCUUGCUGGAAAGGAACCCAGGCUAAUAAAUCUCCACUCAGUGAUUCAGUGCCUGUGAAUUCAGAAGAUAGUAAGGGUCAAUCUCCAUUUAGAGUUUCAAUGCCUCUGAAGUCAGAACAUUCUAAGAAUGAAAAAGUGGCACGUAGCAGUUUAAAUCCUCAGGCACCUGUGUUUAUUCCUGGAAAUUCUAAACCAAAAGUGGAUCACCAUCAGAAGGAAGGCCAUGGAGAUAGUUCCUUGUCUUCUCAGAAGAGUGCAGCUUUAGAUGUUACUUCUUCAUCAAGUGAACACAGAUCAACAGAUUCUGUUAAUGCAGUUAAAUGCCCUUCAGAAAGGAUCGAUGAUAUAGGAAUCCAGAGUUCUAGUGAUGUCCAUGACUCAAAAAAGGAGUGUGGCAUUCCCUACAAGUCAUUUAGAAGUUCAGCAGUCAAUUCUUCUUGCAGUUUUCAGCCAUAUCUCAGAGAAGAGUAUGUUACAUCUGCAAGUCAGCUUGUGAGAGGCACAAAUGUUGCUGGCUCCAUGGAGGGUAUUGCGGAUGCAGCGCAUAAUGGGUUGGAUAGUGUUGAGGACAUUGCACAUCAUGGGCCAAGCACAAGCUUCUCUUUCCUUGAAACAGAAACUGCCUUGAAUUCACAUUCCACUGGAGUUGGUGUUUUUUCUGAUUUUACUGAGAGGCCUCAGGAGCCAUCAAAGUCUACACCUCCCAAAAUUGAUGUUAAAUUAAUGAUUAAUACAAUGCAAUAUUUGUCAGAGUUGCUACAGAAUUCUUCAUUUGAUUUAGGUUCACUGAGUGAGCAUGAGUAUGAUAAACUCCUGACUAUAAUGAAUAACCUUUAUGUUCUUAUCAGAAAUAAGGCUGGUCUAAUGGCUGUAAGGCUUGAAUCAAGUCAUCCGUGCACUUUAUAUUGUCGUAGACAACCAGCUGAUCACCAUGAGGUAAAAAAGGUGAAGGAUAAAGCUGUUUUACAUGAUCAGGAAAUGUACAAGACGUCAGCUCCUAUGUUAAGUGGUAGAAUGCUGUAUUCUUUUUAUCAAAGCAAUGAUGAAGGCUUCAAGAAGGGCGGUGACAUCAGUCAGGUUAUUGAGAAGGAUCCAAAAGUAAUUCCUUCAAUAGAGAAAGAAAUGCCAUCAGAAGCCUUAUUUUAUAGGGAUUUGUGGCUUGAGGCUAAAGCAGCUUUGAAUUUAAAGAAGUAUCAAGCGCAUGCCUUGCAAAUGCAAUCAGAGCCAGAUAGAUACAGAUCAAAAUAAAAGUUGUCAGGGUUCACUUUAGGGAUUGAGCUCAUAAUAUUACGUGUAGGUUUGAUGAGUCGAAGUGUGGGUGGAAGGUGCAUAGGUGAUAAAUAUAAUAGAGAAAAUGUGAUACAUUUCAGAAUGUGGUGAAGCCUUGGAUGGAAGCUCCUGUCCUAGACAAGAUUCAAGACCUGCAAGCUACCAGACUUUGCGUUUAAUGGUAGCUUUAAAGUCAUUAUCUUAACACGCAAGGACAAAGCCUCAGCCUAAAAGUUCAAUCAUGGAAGCCACAAGAUUGAGUUUCUUUCUAGUGACAAACGUGCGGCAGAAAAAUGUCAGAAAACAAAGCAUCGGGGAAAGCACCCCAAGGUUAGCCAUUCCUUUGGAUAUAAUCUUUCAGCUUGUGGCUAAAUCCUAGAAGGUUUGUGAUACUUUUAAAUGUCAAGUAUUCGAGCUAAUAGCCUAAUACUAAACUGCGUGGUAUAAAGCAAAACAUAAUUACUAUACUGGCUGCGGUACCGCCAUUAGGCCCAUUGCAUACAUGAAAACGUUUUGGGCCGCUUACGUGGUGGGUUAUUUACUGUCUGAUUAAUAAUGAACACCGCUACGGGACUGCCUAAGACUUGGUUCUGUUCU
Theobroma cacao (cacao) is the source of this 3334-nucleotide messenger RNA. RefSeq lists its product as uncharacterized. The record is from RefSeq and is a predicted model, not a curated record. NCBI's taxonomy places the organism in Eukaryota, Viridiplantae, Streptophyta, Magnoliopsida, Malvales, Malvaceae.